AGCGCCGGCUGUGUGCGGAGCCGGAGGCGCGGGGCAGCGAGGGGCGGCGCGUGGGUGCCGAGGUGGUACAUGCCACCCGGUACUAAGCGUCUCCGGGCACCAGGAGCGUUCUCGGCAGGACUACCAACCAGACUCCCAGAAAUCAUGCUGGUGGGAUCCCAGUCCUUCUCGCCCGGAGGACCCAAUGGCAUCAUCCGGAGCCAGUCCUUUGCGGGUUUUAGCGGCCUGCAGGAAAGGCGAUCCAGGUGUAACUCCUUCAUUGAAAAUGCCUCUGCUCUCAAGAAACCUCAGGCCAAGCUGAAGAAAAUGCAUAAUCUAGGACACAAAAAUAACAACACUCCCAAAGAGCCUCAGCCGAAGAGAGUGGAGGAGGUCUACAGGGCCCUGAAAAAUGGACUCGAUGAGUACCUGGAGUUUCACCAGACAGAGCUGGACAAGCUGACGGCUCAGUUAAAAGAUAUGAAAAGAAACUCUCGCCUGGGUGUGCUGUAUGACCUAGACAAGCAAAUUAAAACAAUUGAGCGAUACAUGCGCCGCCUGGAGUUUCACAUUAGUAAGGUAGAUGAGCUCUAUGAAGCCUAUUGUAUUCAACGGCGUCUCCAAGAUGGCGCCAACAAAAUGAAGCAAGCCUUUGCGGCGUCCCCUGCCAGCAAGGCCGCCCGGGAGAGUCUGUCAGAGAUCAACCGCAGCUACAAAGAAUACACAGAGAACAUGUGCACCAUUGAGGCGGACCUGGAGAGUCUGCUGGGAGAAUUCUCCAUCAAGAUGAAAGGUCUGGCUGGCUUUGCCCGCCUCUGUCCUGGAGAUCAAUACGAAAUAUUCAUGAAAUAUGGCCGGCAGAGGUGGAAACUGAAGGGCAAAAUAGAAGUGAACGGCAAACAGAGCUGGGAUGGCGAAGAAACGGUCUUCCUGCCCCUCAUCGUUGGGUUCAUUUCCAUCAAGGUCACAGAACUCAAAGGACUGGCAACUCAUAUCCUGGUUGGCAGCGUGACCUGUGAGACCAAAGAGCUGUUUGCAGCCCGACCCCAGGUGGUGGCUGUUGACAUCAAUGACCUUGGUACCAUCAAACUGAACCUGGAAAUCACCUGGUAUCCCUUUGACGUGGAGGACACAACCCCGUCGUCAGGCCCUGGGAACAAGACCGCUGCUCUCCAGCGGAGGAUGUCCAUGUACAGCCAGGGCACCCCAGAAACGCCUACCUUCAAAGAUCACCCCUUCUUCAGGUGGUUGCGGCUGUCUGUCUUGAGUGCCUUGCGAGACACUUUCUUUGCCACGUUGCACCACAACCACUCUGUCGGUGACCUGCCUUCCCUCAGCCUGAACCCCAAGGCCCUGCUAGAAUUCUAUUCAAACCUGCCAGAUGAUAUCUUUGAAAGUGGAAAGGCAGCAGAAGAGAAAAGGCCGCUGUCCCUCAGCUUCAGUGACCUGCAGGAUGGAGACUGUGUCUUCACCUCCAGCUCAGCCACCUCUCCCUCCAGCUCACACUCAACCCAUCCGGAGAUUACUGUCACCCCUGCCGAGCUCACCCAUGGCAGCCUGUCCUCACAAAACGAGGGCACAGAGGACAGCAGCUCAGCGUCUUCUAGGAAUUCCUUGGGUGAGGACCACGAGCCAAAGUCCCACCUAAAGAGUGAGAUGGCAGAGCCCAGGAAGCCUGGCGCGGCUGCACGGUCUGAGAGCCUGUUCCUGGAGAACAGCGUUGCAGAGGCUCUCCUACAGGAAUCAGAUGAGGCUUCUGAGCUCAAGCCCGUGGAGCUGGACACUUUUGAAGGGAACAUCACAAAGCAACUAGUGAAGAGGCUCACAUCAGCCGAGGGGCCCAUGGCCACUGAGAAGGUUUUCUUUGAAGGCUCUGUUGGCAGCGAAUCAGAAGCUGGCCGGUCCUUUCUUGAUGGCAGCCUGGAAGAUGCCUUCAAUGGACUCUUCCUUGCAUUAGACCCACACAAGGAAAAGUACAAAGAGUUCCAGGAUCUGAACCAAGAAGUCACGCGCUUGGAUGAUAUUCUCAAGUGCAAGCCAGCAGGCAGCCGCAGCAGGUCUUCCAGCCUCAGCCUGACAGUUGAGAGUGCUUUAGAAAGCUUUGAUUUCCUCAACACCUCUGACUUCGACGAAGAGGAUGGUGACGAGGUCUGCCGCGUCGGAGGAGGAGCAGACUCCGUGUUUUCAGACACUGAGACGGAGAAAAAUGGUUACAGGUCAGUUCACCCGGAAGCCAGGGGCCACCUUAGCGAAGCUCUGACCGAAGACACAGGCGUAGGGACCAGUGUGGCAGGAAGCCCACUCCCACUCACCACAGGAAACGAGAGCCUGGACAUCACCAUUGUCAAACAUCUACAGUACUGCACCCAGCUCGUGCAGCAAAUCGUCUUCUCUAGCAAAACCCCCUUCGUGGCAAGAAGUCUCUUGGAGAAGCUGUCGAGGCAGGUCCUCCUCAUGGAGAAGCUGGCGGCAGUGAGCGACGAGAACCUCGGGAACAUCACCUCUGUGGUGGAAGCCCUACCAGAAUUCCACAAAAAGCUGUCCUUGCUUUCCUUCUGGACCAAGUGCUGCAGCCCAAUUGGGGUCUACCACAGCUCCGCCGACCGCAUGAUCAAGCAGCUGGAGGCCAGCUUCGCCAGAACCAUCAACAAAGACUAUCCAGGAUUGGCAGAGCCAGUGUUUAGAACCCUGGUGUCCCAAAUCCUGGACCGAGCUGAGCCUCUGCUCUCCUCCAGCAUCUCCUCGGAAGUCAUCACUGUUUUCCAGUAUUAUAGCUUCUUUGCCAGCCAUGGUGUGAGUGACCUGGAGACAUACCUGAGCCAGCUGGCCAGGCAAGUUGCCACGGUUCAGACUCUCCAGUCACUGAGAGACGAGAAACUGCUGCAGACUAUGAGCGACCUCAGCCCCAGCAACCUCCCCGCUCAGCAGGAAGUCCUCCGGACCCUGGCCCUGCUGCUCACCAGAGAUGACAACGAGGUCAGCGAGGCUGUGACGCUCUACCUGGCAGCAGCCUCCAAAAACGAGCACUUCAGAGAAAAGGCCUUGCUCUAUUAUUGCGAAGCACUGACGAAGACCAAUCUCCAGCUACAGAAGGCAGCAUGCCUGGCCCUAAGAAGCCUGGAGGCCACCGAAAGCAUUAAAAUGCUAGUGACACUGUGUCAGUCUGACACGGAAGAGAUCAGAAACGUGGCCUCGGAAACCCUCUUAUCCCUUGAAGAACUCGAUUGUGUCCAGAUCUUGCCCCUGCCCCUCAUUCUCUCUGCACAAGAAUCGAAGUUUUUCUCCCUUGUUAUCUCCAAGACUUGA
Molecule: messenger RNA, 3285 nt
Organism: Psammomys obesus (fat sand rat)
Lineage: Eukaryota; Metazoa; Chordata; Mammalia; Rodentia; Muridae
Gene: Ripor2
Product: RHO family interacting cell polarization regulator 2
Exons: 23
Coding region: 70-3285 (1071 amino acids)
Source: RefSeq, a predicted model, not a curated record